UGAGGGGAAACCCACUGGGAUGGACAGGGAUGAGGGAAAACCCACUGGGAUGGACAGGGAUGAGGGAAAACCCACUGGGAUGGACAGGGAUGAGGGAAAACUCACUGGGAUGGACAGGGAUGAGGGAAAACCCACUGGGAUGGACAGGGAUUUGUUGUGGAAUUGAUGCCUGCACUGUUCAACCAGAGCACUUUCCUCACCACGCUCUCCCUGUCUCCUCCUCCUUUAAAAACAUUUCUUGUAUUUGCAUUUUUGGUCACCUAAUUUUGAUCAGUUUAAAUAUAUAAAUAAAUAGAUCAGUUAAAAAAAAUAAAUAAAUCCCUUCCUUAGGGAUUUAUUGUGCCGUUACAAUCAGCUCCUUGUCUUUAACUUCCUUACCUGAAUGUUGCUUUUUAUCCUUGGAAAAGCAGAACUUGCUUUCAUGGUGUUUAUAUCCAGGGAUAAAAUUCCUGUUUGGUUGUGGUUUUUUUGGUUUUUUUUUUUGGUUUUUUUUUUCUGUUUUAAGUACAUAGGCUCUAAAAAAUAUUGGAAUUAAGUUCGCAGGGAGCUGCCAGCUCCCCCAUCCUUUGACUUGGCGGAGGUUUGACCCUUUGGCUCUGCAUCCCGGGACGGUGGAGCCUUUCCACGGAGCAGGAAUUCCUGCAUGCUUUGUUCCCGCACAACAGAAUUCCUUGCCUUUGUUUUUGUUCCCUCUUAGCCUUUUUACCCACUCUUACCGCUCUCCCAUCCCUCCCAGAGCCGGGAAGUACCCGGCAGCAAUAUCGGGAUGUUGGACAGGUCCUUAAAAUUUCCUGGGAAUGCCGCACGUUCCCCGCAGGGCAGGACAGAGCGCGGGUGUCAAAAGAACCCCGAACCAAUGAGCGCGGUGCGGGUGGAGCCACCGACGUGCGGCCAAAAACUAAUUCUCAAUGAAAAAAAAACAACAAUAAUAACCAAACAAAACAAACCUCUCCUGCAAUCCCCGAGCCGAGCGGGGCUGCGCGAUUCCCGGAGCUCAUUCCUGAAAUUCUCAUUUCUCCCGGGAUGCUGGAGAGCGGAGCGUGAUGAAAUUUUCAUGAGCGGCCACGACAACACCGGGAGCAUCUUCCCAAGGUAAAAAAAAAAAAAAAAAAAAGAAAAAAGCGAUCAGAGCCGGGGUUUUGUGGCAGCGCUGCCGGAUCCUCCUCCCGCGGAUGCUGCUGCUGCUGCUCCGGGAGGGAUUCGCCUUCGGUGGAUGAUGCGCUCCCGCGGCCAGCGCUGAGCGCUCGCAGCUCGCCCAGAGCCGCGGCGAUGACGGCCAGGGAGCAUUCCCGGGAACUCGCCACUCCCGAGGCCGAGGUUUACAUCAGGACUUUCAAGGAGCAGAUGCACCUGGAGCUGGAGCUGCCCAAGCUUCCCGGGAACAGACCCACGUCGCCAAAGAUUUCUCCUCGCAGCUCGCCCAGGAACUCUCCCUGCUUUUUCAGAAAGUUGCUGGUGAAUAAAAGCAUCCGCCAGCGCCGUCGCUUCACGGUGGCACACACAUGCUUCGAUGUGGAGAACGGCCCGUCCCCGGGGCGCAGCCCACUGGACCCGCAGGCCAGCUCCUCGUCGGGACUCGUCCUGCACACCACAUUCCCGGGCCACAGCCAGCGCCGGGAAUCCUUCCUGUACAGAUCCGACAGCGACUAUGACCUCUCACCAAAGACCAUGUCCAGGAACUCGUCCCUGCCGAGUGAACAGCAUGGCGACGACCUGAUUGUCACACCUUUUGCCCAGGUGCUGGCCAGCCUAAGAAGCGUGAGGAACAACUUCACGCUUCUCACCAAUUUACACGGCGCCUCCAACAAGAGAUCUCCAGCCACGAGUCAGCCACCUGUGUCCAGAGUGAACCUGCAAGAGGAGCCCUACCAGAAGCUGGCCAUGGAGACGCUGGAGGAGCUCGACUGGUGCCUGGAUCAGCUGGAGACCAUCCAAACCUACCGCUCCGUCAGCGAGAUGGCAUCCAACAAGUUCAAGAGGAUGCUGAACCGGGAGCUCACCCACCUGUCCGAGAUGAGCCGCUCCGGCAACCAAGUGUCCGAGUACAUUUCCAACACUUUCCUGGACAAGCAGAACGAUGUGGAAAUUCCUUCUCCCACCCAGAAGGACAGGGAGAAGAAGAAAAAACAGCAGCUCAUGACACAGAUCAGCGGGGUGAAGAAAUUAAUGCACAGCUCCAGCUUAAACAACACCAGCAUCUCACGGUUUGGGGUGAAGACAGAAAAGGAAGAUCACCUGGCCAAGGAACUGGAAGACCUCAACAAGUGGGGCCUCAACAUCUUCAACGUGGCCAGGUAUUCCCACAACCGCCCGCUCACCUGCAUCAUGUACGCCAUAUUCCAGGAGCGGGAUCUGCUGAAAACCUUCAAGAUCUCGUCGGACACGUUCGUGACGUACAUGAUGACCCUGGAGGACCACUACCACUCAGAUGUGGCUUACCACAACAGCCUGCACGCUGCUGACGUGGCCCAGUCCACCCAUGUGCUGCUCUCCACCCCUGCCCUGGAUGCUGUGUUCACGGAUCUGGAAAUCCUCGCUGCCAUUUUUGCAGCUGCAAUCCAUGAUGUGGAUCACCCCGGGGUCUCCAAUCAAUUCCUGAUCAACACCAACUCCGAGCUGGCCCUGAUGUACAACGACGAGUCCGUGCUGGAGAACCAUCACCUGGCCGUGGGCUUCAAGCUGCUGCAGGAGGAGCACUGUGACAUCUUCCAGAACCUGACCAAGAAGCAGCGCCAGACCCUCAGGAAGAUGGUGAUUGACAUGGUGUUGGCCACUGAUAUGUCCAAGCACAUGAGCCUGUUGGCUGAUCUGAAGACUAUGGUGGAAACUAAGAAGGUGACCAGCUCAGGAGUUCUCCUUCUGGACAACUAUACGGACAGAAUACAGGUUCUCCGGAACAUGGUGCACUGUGCAGACCUGAGUAACCCCACCAAAUCUCUGGAGCUGUACCGGCAGUGGACGGACAGGAUCAUGGAGGAGUUCUUCCAGCAGGGAGACAAGGAGAGGGAGAGAGGCAUGGAAAUCAGCCCCAUGUGUGACAAACACACAGCCUCCGUGGAAAAAUCCCAGGUGGGAUUCAUUGACUACAUCGUCCACCCACUCUGGGAGACAUGGGCAGACCUGGUGCAGCCCGAUGCCCAGGACAUCCUGGACACUCUGGAGGACAACAGGAACUGGUACCAGAGCAUGAUACCUCAGAGCCCAUCCCCUCCUCUGGAGGAGCGGGGCCAGGACUGCCAGGGUCUGAUGGAGAAGUUCCAGUUCGAGCUGACGCUGGAGGAGGAGGAUUCGGACGGGCCCGAGAAGGACGGCGAGAGCCUCGGCUACUUCAGCAAUACAGAGACACUCUGCAUGGCCCAGCCAGGGCAGGAGGAGCCCCAGAGGGAGGCCACCAUCGAGAUUGUGACAGAAGACACAUCUCCUGUGGACACAUAAUGGCCCGGCCCCUCUGGAGUGGCUUUUAAGCACUUGCGGAGCGUUCUCUGCAAAGCCGGGGCUGAGGCUCUGCCUCGGGGCUGACAGAUCCUCCAGCUACCUGAGAUUGGAGCCAGGGUCACGGACGGGGAGGGAACGAUUGCUCAGGAAAUGCACGGGUGAUGUGGUUUGAGCCGAGAGCACCGCCUGGUCCUGGAGCUGGCUUGGGUCGGGCCCCAGGCGGCGCUGACACACAACUGAGAGAUUUUAUACUGUUAGUUUUGGAGUUUAUACCAGUUAGACUGAUAGAAACUACUGAUCAGUAACUCAUAUCCAACCUGUCCACCUGUCUGCAGACCUGUGUGCCUUCUUUGUAAACACUUUCAUGUCCUUUCAAGAGUCUCUUAAUCCAACACACGGAGUUUGGUAGUUCAAAAAGCGACACAAGGUGUUUCGGAAUUUGACGGCUACUUUUUGGAUUCUUCCUGUUACCAGAAGCAGUCUUCCUUUUUUUUCAUAGGCAAUACCUGUCACUUUAUUGCAGUUAAUCACUUUGACAGACUAAACAGAAGGGGAAACCCUCUGCUUUGCAUUGCUGCACCUUCAGUGUGUUCUCAGUUUCCCCCGGUGACCCGUCGGGAGUCGCUCGGUGCCGUCGUGCACCGUUCCCUCGCUGGGAACAGCGGGAUUUUCUUUCCUCCCUGGGGUUUGGGUUUGUGGUGAGCAGGACAGAGGGCAGUUUUUUUGGGUUUGUUGUUUUGUUUUGUUUUGUUUUGUUUUUUUCCCCCUGGCACAGCUCAGGCCAUCCCUGAGUAAGCGUGGCAAGGCAGCGUGUGGCACGCCUUCCCCCUCGGCAGCUCCCUGGAAUUUGCACGCUCGGAUAUUUGUGUUUCUCUGGCCUCGCGUCCACGUUCCCUAGGUUUAGGUCCACCAUCCUCCUCCUCCUCCUGCACUGCCUCGAGCUCUACCACCUCCAUUACUGUUUAUAACAGUGUAUUUAUUACCUACUGUACAUACUGUAAUGUUUUGUAAGUUAUUAAUUUAUAUGAAUUAGCAUCGCCUGUCGGCGGCGAUGUUAAUGGGGUAGAAAACUCGGAAUAAGAGUUGCCUUUUUUUCUUGUAACCUUUUGUAUUGCAUAAAGUCCCAAAACCUGAACAUAGCUGAAGAGACAGACACAACCCAGGAAGGGCAUUCAGGUGGCAGCCGCCCGUGGGGAGGGGACACUGCAUCCCAGGGCAGCAAAUUUGGGAAUUUGCCAGGAACGCAGAGAGGGGGGAACAGAACAAAGAGCUCCCCACACCCGGGCUGGCAUUUCAAUGUCACAAUGUUCCAAUUUCUGAACAACCCAAUGUGAAUUUCUAUGACAAAAAAAAAAAAAAAAAAAGAAAAAAAAAGAAAAAAAAAGUGAACUGAUGUAAUAAUUGUGCUGUGAAACUUCCUCUGACAAAGCUUGUCCGGCAUCGUGAGCGGUGUCAAUCUCAGUUUGUAAAAUAUGUUUCAAGCUUUUUGGUCCAACUCGUGACUAAUUAGUUCAUGACAAUAGCACAGUUGUGCAUGAUCAAUGGGUUUGUUUGUCUGUUGAACACUGCAUUGUUCCAGGUGGUUAUUUUAUUGUUCCCCAAAGUUUCACACUAUGUAUGUUAUAGUAUUCUAUAUUGUGUUCAGACGCAUUCUUAAGAGAUUUUUAUAUGAAGUGAAUAAAUGAAAGCAUGGCCCAGC
Messenger RNA from Cinclus cinclus, 5134 nucleotides. It is a transcript of the gene PDE4B, whose product is annotated as phosphodiesterase 4B. Gene Ontology annotation, biological process: signal transduction. NCBI's taxonomy places the organism in Eukaryota, Metazoa, Chordata, Aves, Passeriformes, Cinclidae. Bases 1270 to 3435 code for a protein of 721 amino acids. Gene Ontology annotation, cellular component: perinuclear region of cytoplasm; cytosol; nucleus. The transcript has 15 exons. Gene Ontology annotation, molecular function: transmembrane transporter binding; 3',5'-cyclic-AMP phosphodiesterase activity. The record is from RefSeq and is a predicted model, not a curated record.